CUAUUGCAGUUUGCCACGCAGAACCCGAUUGAUGUAACGCUGCUGGAAGAUUUGAGUUGCAAUGGCUGCCUAUAAUAACCUUUAAGGUUCCCCUGCCCCUUCCUGAGCCGCUGCCAGAGAGUUUACUGUCACUUCAAGCACGCCGGAAGACUCUCAACUCCUCAGGGUGCACCUGCCAAUAUUUUGGGAAAAUAUCAUGACCGACCAGUGUCACCUGAAGCUGCCUACACAGUACUUGAGUUGGAAAAGGUCACCAAAGCAAUUGAGGUAAUCAAGACUGAGGUGGAGCAGCAGCAGCACAAACUUUUGAUGUGCCAGUCUUCCUGUGAUUGUAAAAACAACAGCUCGGUAAUUCCAAUAAACAGCAAGACAAGCUCUCCUUUUUCCAGUGCUGGUAGGACAUCUAUAAAACACAAAUCUUCCUCUUUAUCUGAAUGCAAUUAUGUUCUGUACAAUCCAACCCCAAGAUCUAAUUAUUCUUCAUGUAAACAUAUAUUUAAUGCGUCAGGUGAAGAGGAUACAUCCCAGGAUAUUGCGAUGGCUAAUUCCAACAUUAAAACUGCUUGUUCAGUUUGGAGUAAAUAUAUGAUUGAGCACUGCAGACCCAGCACUGAUUUAGAGUAUGAUCCAUUGGUAAACUACUCUUCCAGCUUGAAACAAAUUUGCAGUAAAGAACGUAUGGAGGAGAAGCAGGGGUCCAAGGGAGCCAUUGACCAGGAAAUGAAGCACUCUUUUGCAUCUGAAACAGUGAGGAACUUUCAACCUUUUGAAGCUGAGAUGAGCUCUGAAGAUGAACUUGUUAUUGAUGUACCAGAUUUGCCUCCGCUUGCUCCACAUCCCAGGGCGCAUGGGGAGCUUCAGAGAAAGGGAAAUGAUAACCUCACUUUAGUUCGUAAAGUUAAGCAACCCAAUGUUGAGGAAUCUGUCGGUGUAGUUCUGGCUUUGGAAAAAACUGUGAACAGUUUUUCUGAUCUUGGAUCAGAAAAUGAUGGCAGGGAAACAGAGCUGAACUUGGAUGCUUUGCAAAGGACACAAAUACCUCAUCCAGCCGAAUGCAAUGAAGCCUCCACCUUAACCAGUGAUCAGAUGAGAAAAGCUGGCUGCCACCACAAAGAUAUCAAGCUUGGCUUCAAAGCCAAGAGAAGAGGAGAGGCCCUGAACUUAGGACUGGUUCAAUUGGAAAAUGCUGUAGCUCCAAUUAAUAAAUGCCCAACUUACAAUUGUGGACAGGAAUUUGGACCUGAAAAGCUGGAUGUCCAGAAAUGUGGAAAAGUCAAAGAGCAAAGUUCAAUCCAUUUGAAUGCAUCAACACUAUCAAAUUGCACAGGGCAGCUAUCUGAGUUUGGAAGUUCAUCACUGAAAACUGGUCAAAUGACCUCCACUGCAGUGAGGUGUAAUAGAUUGGAAACUACAAAUACUUCUUGCACCAGUAAGUUGGGGGAGAGCCUGACCGUUGGCCAAGCUGGUAUGAAGACACCGAACCCAGUUAGUGAUUUUGGCAAUAGAAACUGGGAUGGAAGUCUUCAAACUGCAAGUGAUAAAGGUGAGGAAUCAUCAUCUUCAGGUGAAGAAUUGAAUUCUACAGCUUCGGAGGAUUUGGAAUUCUCUGAUUCGGACCCAAUGGAAGAGUGCUUGAGGAUUUUUAAUGAGUUCUCAAAGCAAGAAACUAAAGCAAAUGAAACUGUAAUUGAACAGAAUUCUGUUACAAACAUUCAGGAACCUGUGAAUGCAGCAAAUGCUCAAACAAGGCAAAAGAAGAGGAUUGCACAUGUUGCAAAAUUUAAGGGAACAUCCAGUUCUAAUCGGGUGAUUAUUCCACACACACCACCAGUACCAAAGCUGAGGUGUCACAGUCGAAUCAAGCUGGUCCAACAGCAGGCUGUACAGUUAACGGCCAAUGUUAAAGGUGGCCAGGCUUAUAAAGCAACAGUGUCUGAUUGUCUGGCUCAGAAGAAGCUGUUGGUGCAAAGUUCAAAGCUUCAGGCUGCCAGCACUGUGAAAAAAGUUUUCAGGGAUUCCUUCAAGAAGAUCCCAGGUGCUUCUCGUAGCUCCAGAGGUGCUGGGCCACUGACAGGAAAGGUCUUGUGCAGUACAUCAAAAGCUAACCAUGACACUUCGUUGUUGGGCCCUGGUGCACCAGUUCCUGUUAUGCAGAGAACACCUUCAAAGCAAAGAUCUAAAGUCUCUAACAAUAUCCGCAAGCAAUACCUUGGCUUCUUUAUUGAAGAAUUUUUGAAGACCUCUUCAUCUCGUCAGGAAGCAGUCAAUAAGGCCACGUCUGAGGAAAGGACCAUAUUCGAGCACAGCACAAGUAGGUUCAUGUACCUGAAUGUAGCUGUACACACUUUAAAGGUGCUUCGCAAUCCUGCAAAUCAUGAACCUCCUCUUUCAAAUGGCCAGCAUUCUGUGAAAAGGAAUAGGCCAUCUUCAGGAACAACUUUAGAAGGUGCUGCACUUUACAGAGCACUCAAAGGCUACGUGUUAAGUGAAGAGCAGCUGAAAGAUGGAUAUCUUCAUUCCAGCCCUGACAAACCAGGCACUGCUGUGCUGUUUAAUGGUGAAGCAAAGAAAUGUAUUGUUAACUCUUUGAUCCAGGUUUGCUGUCGUUGUGGGUUAUCAUUCUCUGUAACACCUGAAGGAAAUUACAUCUCCAAGGAAGAAUGUGUGCACCAUUGGGGAAGAUUAAUAAGACGGCAAGGGUCUGAUGCAUGGGAAUGCCGAUACAAUUGCUGUGAAGGGUUGCUGGAAUCUGUUGGAUGUCAAGUUGCUAAGUUGCAUGUCUACAAUCGGAAAGAGAAUCUUGAUGGGUUUGUGAAGACUCAUCUUAAACUACUGCCUCUUGAUGGGAAUCCUGGCAUCUAUGCAAUAAACUCUGAAGUAUGCUACACAAAACAAGGGGCUGAGCUGGCUCGUGUCAGUGUAGUCAAUGCCAAUCUUGAAGUGGUUUAUGAUGAGUUUGUUAAACCAGAGAAUGAAGUAAUUGAUUACAAUACCGGGUUUUCUGGAGUAUCCCAAGAGGACUUAAUCAAUGCAAAAACAACUCUUAGUGAUGUUCAGACAGCGUUACUGAGAAUCCUCAGUGCUGAUGCUAUUUUGAUUGGUCAUAGUUUGGACAAAGACUUGCUUGCAGUCAAGCUUAUACACAGUGUCGUCAUCGACACAUUGUUUGUGUUUCCACAUCACCUAGGCCUGCCCCACAAACAACCACUGAAGAAUUUAAUGGCAGAAUGUCUCCAACGUUUUGUCAGUAGUAGUGGAUCUGGAUCUAUUGAGAAAGGGCGUGCCUGCAUGGAGCUCAUGCUGUGGAAAGUGAAGGAGGAUGCCAAAGGCAGGAAGUGAUGAGACCCUCAAGGAAGGGGCACAGACUUCAAACUCUCCCAGCUUGUAUGCUUGCAAAACUUCAUCCCAUGUCUCCAGUCUGAAGAAGGGUUCUGAGUUCUGUAUGCAGUGUGACAUAGAUGUUUGUAUUUAGAUAGAACAAUAAGCCUGGAUCCAUUUAAUCUGGACAGGCCCUAGUGAAUUUUUCCCUUUAAGUUAAAAUACUCCUUUCAAUGCUCACUUUUCUCUUUUUGGGGGUGUACACUGCUUGUAUUCCUGACAGAAGUUCACCUUGGUUGUUAGAGUUAACUGUUGUGUCCACUGGUUUUAUUUGCCACUGCAUAUUUGAAUCAACAGUGCCAAAUGUUGGAAGGGAAAUACAACCAGGAGCUGAGACACAUUUCUCCCCUUAACUGCAUGAGGGGGGUUGGGUUAUGAUCGGCUUGUUCAGACCAGUAAUUGUAAUUUUAUAUAUAUAUAUAUAUAUAUAUAUAUAUGAGAUAGUUUGGUGGGCAACAUGAAACCAACCAAUAGUAAAAGUAUUAUGACUGUUAGUUUAAAUGUUCAAAAUGAUUAGAGGUUUUCCUGCUUUACGUAGACAUACAGCAAGGCGUUAUGUUCAAUCACUCCCAGUCAAAUCAUAAAACUUCAGAUGGGUAUUUCAUAAAACCAUAUUGUGAUCCACAGCUAUCCUGAGAAACUAAAACUGUUCUGCUUGUGUUCCUGAUAGAAUGUGCAGUAAAGCCAUGGUUAUAAAAUGCAAAAGUACUUCUGUUGUAAUUUGUGUUCAGCCAUUAAAGAAAAUCUGUACAUAACCAGAAUAGUUCUAUAUUCUGACAGCAAUUGUCUCCACUGACUGCCUGUUGGGUUCUUUCACAUAAUGUAAAGUGAACACCCAAGUAUGCUCCCAGACUGUUACCAAAAUAUCCAGCAUGUCACCAAAUUACUGCUGUAUUUUCAGAUCCGUAAGGAAGGGCAGGGUACCCCACACUGGCCUACAUGUGAAAGGUGCAGGAAGUAUUUGUAUAAUUGAAGUUCUGUGCAUUUAACAAAGAUUGUUAAUUUUGAAUUUGUUGUCCAGAUUGCCAGAGCUUUAUUGGUAUUCUGCAACAUUUAUUGGAGCAAUGUUUCAUUAAACAAGUG
Messenger RNA from Pristis pectinata (smalltooth sawfish), 4461 nucleotides. RefSeq names its product RNA exonuclease 1 homolog. Gene Ontology annotation, molecular function: nucleic acid binding; exonuclease activity. Bases 310 to 3339 code for a protein of 1009 amino acids. Gene Ontology annotation, cellular component: nucleus. The transcript is spliced from 17 exons. Lineage: Eukaryota; Metazoa; Chordata; Chondrichthyes; Rhinopristiformes; Pristidae. The record is from RefSeq and is a predicted model, not a curated record.